AUGAGCAAGGUCGAGGAGCCCGCAACGCCAGCUCCGGCGGCCCCGGCCGCGGCCGACGGCGCCCCCUCGCCGCCCAUCCCGUCUCCCGUCCGCGAGGAGUACAGCGAGGGCCUCCCGCUCGUCCACAUCGGCCUCAGCGACGAUGUGGUCGGCCACGAACUCAACACGCUCCUCGACUCCCAGAUGGCGACGAUGCGCGACGGGCUGUACACGCUGGUCCGCGACAUGAAGGGCCGCAUGGCCGCGCAGGGCGACGACGUCAUCGCUGCGGAGCGCAAGCACGGCAUGAAGCAGCUCGCCGCCAAGCAGCGGGCCCUCGAGGCGAGCGAGGCGCGCGUCGCCGCCCUCGAGGCGCGCACAGAGAAGCUCGAGCACAUCCUCAAGCGCUGCGGCACGGUCAUCGGCGACCUCAAGCAGCGCCAGGAGAGCCAGGCCCGCGCCUACCACUGUUGGGGCGCGUGGAUCCACUUCGUCAAGUCCCAGAAGGAGCUCAAGGCGCGCGCGCGGCAGAUCUUCGAGCGCCUGAACACCACGGGCCUCGCGCGCAAGGUCCUGCGGCACUGGCAGGUCGAGGCGCUCCGGCAGAAGGUGGAGGUGGCGGAGGAGCGCUUCGCGGACAUGCUGGCCGCGUCGACCAAGGACCUCAACGGGGAGAUCGAGAGCAUGCGGGAGGCGCACGCGGCGCAGCACGCGGAGAUGCAGACCGCGCUCGCCCGCGAGCGCGAGGCGCGCGUCCAGGUCGAGGAGGAGAUGCGGCAGGCGUUCCUCCGCGGGGUGUGCGCCAUGAACCUAGAGGCCGUCAACGUGUUCAAGCAGGGCGUGCCGCACCCGGCGCUGAACGCGAACUUCCCCGUGCUGCCGCCGGGCGCGACGCCCGUGCCGGACGAGCCGGCGUCGGCGCCGCCGGUGCCGCAGGCGGGGGGGGGUGCGGCGGAGGGGGAGAUUGCGUCGCUGAUCCGGGACGCGCUCGGGCGGCAGAGCGCGGAGGAGUUCCACUCGGCGGUGCGCGCGGGGAACGUGCUGCGCGCGCAGGCGCAGGCGCAGGCGCGCAGCUGA
Molecule: messenger RNA, 1056 nt
Organism: Pedinophyceae sp. YPF-701
Lineage: Eukaryota; Viridiplantae; Chlorophyta; Pedinophyceae
Source: the annotation of a GenBank genome assembly